Messenger RNA from Pecten maximus, 573 nucleotides. RefSeq lists its product as uncharacterized. The transcript is spliced from 2 exons. NCBI's taxonomy places the organism in Eukaryota, Metazoa, Mollusca, Bivalvia, Pectinida, Pectinidae. The coding region runs from base 1 to 573 and encodes 190 amino acids. The record is from RefSeq and is a predicted model, not a curated record.
AUGGGCCUGAACAUCGAUGAGAGAGAUGAGCCUGACGUGUUUGAGGGAGUUUUGUUUGAGCCUGAUGUAUUUGUGGGAGGUUUUGAGCCUGAUGUAUUUGAGGGAGGUUUUGAGCCUGAUGUAUUUGAGGGAGGUUUUGAGCCUGAUGUAUUUGAGAGAGGUUUUGAGCCUGAUGUAUUUGAGAGAGGUUUUGAGCCUGAUGUAUUUGUGGGAGGUUUUGAGCCUGAUGAAUUUGAGGGAGGUUUUGAGCCUGAUGGAUUUGAGGGAGGUUUUGAGCCUGAUGUAUUUGAGGGAGGUUUUGAGCCUGAUGUAUUUGUGGGAGGUUUUGAGCCUGAUGUAUUUGAGGGAGGUUUUGAGCCUGAUGUAUUUGAGAGAGGUUUUGAGCCUGAUGUAUUUGAGGGAGGUUUUGAGCCUGAUGUAUUUGAGAAAGGUUUUGAGCCUGAUGUAUUUGAGGGAGGUUGUGAGCCUGAUGUAUUUGAGGGAGGUUUUGAGCCUGAUGUAUUUGAGGGAGGUUUUGAGCCUGAUGUAUUUGAGGGAGGUUUUGAGUCUGAUGUAUUUGAGUUUACAGUAUGA